AUGGGUGCUGGCAGCUCUAAGCCCGAGGCUGCGGCCGGCUCGAAUCAUGUCUUCUCAAGUAACUCUCCCAUCCAAUUCUCCUCCAACCUAGUCGAGGCGCUACAGUCGAGCUCCGAGACCGACUCGUCCCGCGCCAAGGCCCUGGAACUCGAAAUCCAAGCCCGCGUCGCCCAGGAGCUGCAGCGGCUCCGCGAGCGCGAGCAGCAGACCCUGUCAGAGAUCGAGAAGCGGCUCUCUGAGUCUAAAGACACAGGCGCGGCACCCAUCACAGCCGCAACGGCACCAGUCGCCCCCUCGGCUACGGGCUACCCGGCCGGAUCCUUGAACCUGGACGCGCCGCGGAUCCCGUUCGCGGGCCGCGAGUACGAGUCCGCACCGACGUACACGGUGCCUGCCCCGGAGUCGACGCCACAGCAGCCAGUCGUCAACCGCAAUGUCUCGCGCGACUCGGUGGCUGCCGAGAUCGAGCAGCUGCGGGCCAAGCUUGAUGGGCGGAGGAAGCUGGCGGAUCUGGAUGAAGGGGUCCAGCGGGCUCAGUCUGAUAUGGUGGGGUGCUUGCGGUUGAAUGACCGUCGGCCAUUGGACUGCUACAAGGAGGUGGAUGCUUUCAAGCGUGAGGUCGCUCGCAUGGAAGCUGCCUUUGUCGAUCGCAUUGUCGGUUAG
Penicillium alfredii is the source of this 663-nucleotide messenger RNA. Its product is annotated as Mic19 family protein. The record is from RefSeq and is a predicted model, not a curated record. The transcript has 3 exons. NCBI's taxonomy places the organism in Eukaryota, Fungi, Ascomycota, Eurotiomycetes, Eurotiales, Aspergillaceae. Bases 1 to 663 code for a protein of 220 amino acids.